AUGUAUGAAAAGCCCGUUUUGGCGAACAAUACACGAUCAAGGAGGAAUAUACAGGGGCCGUAUUCACAUAACAUUUCCGCUGCCGCAAUUCGUGACAGUUAUCGCCGGCGCGUGGAGACGGCAGCUCAGCAAGAUGAAGUAGAAAACAGCGUUGAUGCGCCUGAUCCGGAAGAGGAGGAUUCGGUGUAUGAGGAGAUUGAGGCUACGAGGAAACGGACGCGCAAGACUACCGCGGCCGCCAAAGCCAAAGCCAAGAAGAAGAGUAAGCGGUCUGCCGAUCAGGGAGACAGUGAGGAUGACGACGAGCUUCUGGGGAAAAUGAUGUACCAGAAGAAAAAGUCAGUGCCAGGGCAGCUAGCAAACUGCGAGAACUGCAGUAAACGGUUCACUGUCACGCCGUAUAGCAAGACUGGCCCUGCCGGUGGGCUGCUCUGCACGCAAUGUUCCAAACAACAGACAGCGGAAGAAAAGAAGGCGAAAGGAAAGACCCUCAAACCCUCGAAAAGGGGGCGUCGUCAGAACAAUAGCAAUCUGCUGGACGGUAUCGCACAGCGUGGGGCAUUCAGCUUGUUGGAAAUGUGCAUCAAGAAAGUGGCGGACAAUAUCCAUGGCAUUGAAGAGUUCGGGGACCUACCACAGACCCUUCUUCAUCGGCUGAGCCAGAUUCUUUCAAAGAGGCGCGCGAUGACCCCGAGAACAUUGGGUCUUUUCCUCCACAGCGAUGCUACCAGCAUUGACAUCUAUGAUUGCGCCAAACUUGAAACAGAAGAUUUCGAGAAAAUAUUCGCCUUUAUGCCAUAUCUUGAAAAGGUCAACCUCCGCUGUGCCAGCCAGAUCAAAGAUUCGACCUUGGAAUACAUCAUGGGCCGAGAGUCACAUAUCAAGCAGUUGCACCUUGAUUCGUGCAACCUUGUAUCCGAUGGAUGCUGGCAGAAGCUCUUCCAAACCUGCGGAAACAAACUGGAGAGCUUGAGACUCUCAAAUCUGGAUUGCUCCGUCGGGGAUGAAACUAUCGGGCUCAUGGUCCAGAAUUGCCCUAAUCUCCGUCGAUUGAAGCUCCGGGAAUGUUGGAAACCCGGAAACGAGUCGCUGAAGUCGAUUUCCACGUUGGCCAAACUCGAGCAUCUUUCCUUGGAUUUGAUGCAGGAAACCGAGUCAGAAAGCAUCACGCAGCUCAUCCAAAAGGUCGGGGCCAAACUGCAGACGUUGUCGUUGCGGGGGUUCAAGAAUGCAAACGAUGAGACGUUGGCCACGAUCCGCGAGCAAUGCCGGCGGUUGACCAAAUUCCGAUUUACAAACAAUUCUACCUGCACCGACAAGGGUUACGCGCAUCUGUUUACGGAGUGGCAGACUCCACCGCUAUCUUUUGUUGACCUCAGCGGAGCGCGCCACAUCGAUAACGCAAUGCCGGACGGACUAGAGGAGCCCGUUGGCCUUGCUUCGGAAGGGUUCAAAGCAUUGAUGCAGCAUUCGGGCGACGGGAUCGAGAGGCUCAACAUCAGCUCGUGCAGGCACGUGUCGUUUGACGCUUUGGCUUCCGUGUUCGACGGAAAGCAGAGGUAUGGCAAGCUCAAGGAGCUGGACAUCUCGUUCCAGACAAAGGCGGAUGAUUUCUUGGUCAAUUGCAUUUUCAAGAGCUGCCCGGCGUUGACCAAGGUGAUUGCAUUUGCAUGCUUCAACAUCCGCAACCCGCAAGUGCCCGCGGGGGUUGCGCUGAUUGGCGGGGUCAAGGCGCACAAUUCGAUUGCGGUUGAGGAUGGCCUGGCAGGUUGA
Uncinocarpus reesii 1704 is the source of this 1773-nucleotide messenger RNA. RefSeq lists its product as uncharacterized. The record is from RefSeq and is a predicted model, not a curated record. NCBI's taxonomy places the organism in Eukaryota, Fungi, Ascomycota, Eurotiomycetes, Onygenales, Onygenaceae. Gene Ontology annotation, biological process: SCF-dependent proteasomal ubiquitin-dependent protein catabolic process. Gene Ontology annotation, cellular component: SCF ubiquitin ligase complex. The coding region runs from base 1 to 1773 and encodes 590 amino acids. The transcript has 5 exons.